AUGCAAGCUUUCAAACUGGAUCUCUCCGUCACAACUUCCGUCUCCGGUCGUCACAACAUCCCGCCGCGAGACUCUGGGCCCUCACGACCCAAAUUCUGCCCCCUCAUUGUGGGGCUUCACGGCGGAUGCUAUUGCAGCGCAUACUUCGAUGUCAACGAGUACAGCGCCAGACAUAUGAGCUCAGCUACUGGAGUCCCAUUUGUUGCGAUUGACAGACCAGGAUACGAACAGACAACCGCGGUCGGCAUCAUUCCCGAGACCUUAUCUUUCCAAGAAGAAUGGGGCAAGCUUCUCCAUCAGCAACUUCUGCCGGCAAUUUGGAAAGAAUUUGGCGUUGCCAACGAUUGUUCUUCAAUCGUCCUUCAUUGCCAUUCCUUGGGAACCCCUGGAGCAUGCGUCGCUGCUGCUCUCCACGCCAACGAGCCAUUACCAGCUUACCCCCUCGCCGGCAUCAGCAUCUCAGGUUUUGGGAACGGCACCAAAAACUUCCGCGAUCCUAGUUCUGCGCGCAUAGGAGAUAACCCCCCGGAGUUCUUCACGAUACCGAAAGAAGCGAAAGAUGCCAUCAUGUUCGUUCCUGGAGGAGUUGACCCUGCAAUGUUAGAGAACACGGCUAUUCUCGACCGCCCCAUGCCAUUUCGCGAGAUCGCCGACCUGUACAGCAAGUUCUUGGCGACUUGGAACGAGAGAUAUGCUGCCGAAAUCAAGGUUCCACUGUCGAUUGGCCUCGCCGAGCGUGAUGGGCUGUGGUUUGGAACAGAAAAGGACCUUCGAGAGUAUGCGGAGGCUUUCAAGGGGAGCAAGAAAGUCGACGCUAGUCUCAUACGCGGAGCACCGCACAAUUUGGAGCUUAGCUACUGGUCUCAAGGCUGGUAUGCUCGUGUCUUCGGGUUUGCAAUGGAAGUUGCGACUUCUCACGCCGUUGAAAACGACCAGGCUACGAAGAGCUGA
Messenger RNA from Colletotrichum gloeosporioides, 951 nucleotides. RefSeq lists its product as uncharacterized. Lineage: Eukaryota; Fungi; Ascomycota; Sordariomycetes; Glomerellales; Glomerellaceae. The coding region runs from base 1 to 951 and encodes 316 amino acids. The record is from RefSeq and is a predicted model, not a curated record. The transcript has a single exon.